Xyrauchen texanus (razorback sucker) is the source of this 6347-nucleotide messenger RNA. RefSeq names its product STE20-like serine/threonine-protein kinase. The transcript has 20 exons. Gene Ontology annotation, biological process: protein phosphorylation. The record is from RefSeq and is a predicted model, not a curated record. NCBI's taxonomy places the organism in Eukaryota, Metazoa, Chordata, Actinopteri, Cypriniformes, Catostomidae. Bases 625 to 4230 code for a protein of 1201 amino acids. Gene Ontology annotation, molecular function: ATP binding; protein serine/threonine kinase activity.
CGCCUUGUGUCCUCCCGCAACAUACUGGAGAAGUUGGAGUCACGAGAGACCUGAGCGACCGUUGAUCAACGCGCGAGAAACAUUCACCUCAACACCACGUUAACGUAAACUGGCCUGCUGAUGUCUUUCGGUGUUAUCGGGUUUAUCAAAAUGGAUGUGGCUGGUUGAGCUGUAACACCCCUCUUGUGAGGAGUAGACUGAGGAGCUCGAGCAGGAGUUUGGUCAUCAGCAUCCGCUCCGCGUUUUUUAUUAGAUUUUUUUAAAGACACAUUUUAAUAAGCAAGGCUUGUUUGACUGCGGGAUUUUCUUUAAUCAGAAGGGCGAGCUAAGUAUAGAGGAAUAAGCACAUGUAGCCGUUGAAAAGCUAGCCGAGGAAGCUGACAGUUACUUUUCCAUCGGUCCCCGUAUGGUGGAAGGAGUCGCCUAGAUUGGUUAAUUUCGUAGACGUACAGUUAUGGAGAUGCUGAAUGUCACAUAAGGGCUGGGGUUUGACGUCAUCAAUUCUGUAACUAGUUCAAUGAGUUAGCUGGGGAUUUACCAUCCACUGCUAGCCCAUUAGCCAACUCCCCCGAGUGAUUAGUUUGUAACAGUUUAGUAAUUUUAACCACACACUGGAUUUAGACGAUGUCCUUUUUCAAUUUUCGGAAGAUUUUUAAGCUGGGCACAGAGAAGAAGAAGAAACAUUAUGAGCACGUUCACAGAGACGUCAAUCCUGAAGAGGAGUGGGAGAUCGUGGGAGAACUUGGGGAUGGAGCCUUUGGGAAAGUAUACAAGGCUCAGAACAAGCAGACCGGGAUCCUGGCUGCAGCUAAAGUGAUCGAUACCAAAACAGAAGAGGAGCUAGAGGACUACAUGGUGGAGAUUGACAUCCUCGCCUCAUGUGACCAUCAGUACAUUGUCAAACUGCUGGAUGCCUUCUAUUAUGAGAACAAACUAUGGAUUCUCAUUGAGUUUUGUGCCGGAGGGGCAGUGGAUGCUGUUAUGUUGGAGCUGGAGCGGCCACUAACAGAGCCUCAGAUCCGGGUUGUAUGUAAACAGACGCUGGAGGCGCUGGCUUACCUCCAUGAGAAUAAGAUUAUUCACAGGGACCUAAAGGCUGGAAAUAUUCUCAUUACCACUGAUGGGGACAUCAAAUUGGCUGACUUUGGAGUGUCUGCAAAGAAUACAAAGACACUACAGAGAAGGGACUCUUUCAUUGGAACUCCGUACUGGAUGGCUCCUGAGGUGGUGAUGUGCGAGACAUCGAAGGACAGGCCGUACGACUACAAAGCGGACAUCUGGUCCCUGGGGAUCACUCUGAUCGAGCUGGCACAGAUCGAGCCACCCAACCAUGAGAUGAACCCAAUGAGAGUCCUGCUAAAAAUAGCUAAAUCCGAGCCCCCCACGCUCGCAUCUCCAUCACGAUGGUCUCCAGAGUUCAGUGAUUUCCUAAGGAAGGCUCUGGAUAAGAACAUAGACAACAGGUGGAACACUUUACAGCUUCUACAGCAUCCAUUUGUUUCAAAUGUGGUAGAUAAUAAACCAUUGCGGGAGCUGAUUGCUGAGGCCAAAGCAGAAGUGGUUGAGGAGUUUGAGGAUGGAAAAGAGGACGACGAGGAAGAAGAGCCUGAGGCUCAGCUGGCAGUGCCUGGACACAAACGUGCAUUCUCGGACACCAGCGUCGGCAGCUCAGAGGAUGAGAGACAAUAUCAGAACACACCGACUCAUGAGUCAGUCACAGAGAGGGCUGAACCUGAACGAAAACCCAGUUCAGAGAACCAAGCUAGUGACAAAACCUCAGACAUGGUGGUGGACACCAGCAAGUGUGGUCAUGCUGAGGAUGAGAAGAUGAAUGGGGCUAGUGUGUCAGAUGCCGGCAUUGAGGACUCACGUUCUCAUGAGGAAUCUGUACCUAAACAAGAAGAAUCUCCUAGAAAAAUGACCACCGAAAUAGAGAUUUCUGAUAAACCAAAUUUUCCAGCAUCAAACGACACUGAAACAGUCCUCCAAGAGAUUGUGAUGGUCAGUGAGGAGACUGGAGAGAAAGAGAAGAAAGUGAAGGUGAAUGUGCCAGAAGAGAAUAAAGAAGAAGAGCAUGAAGAAAUGCAGCAUGAUAUGGAGGAAACCAAAACACAAAUCACCACAGACAAAGAAAAGGAAUGUACUCAGAUUUCACAAGUAGCUGAACCAGAGAACAAACCUAACAGUGCUAUUGAAGAAUCCAUCACCGAAGCAACUGAAAGUAGAGCAGAUUUUUCAGGAAAGACUGAAGACAAAAUUGAGAGUGAGAAAACAGAUAAGAAGGAAAAGGAGGAAGAAGAAAAAGCAGUAACCUCACCAGAUGUUCGUAUAGAAGAUGUAGAGGCGGCGCAAAUGGAAAUCUCCACAGAUGUUCCUACAGAAGAGGUAAAAGUGGAACUCCCACAGGAGUCAACAGAGGAGGCUGAGAAAUCAGAACAUGAAGAGGUCAAGCCUGUUGUGCCUGUAAAUAUACCAAUUGAGAUGGAGAAGGGGGUAGAUUUGGUAGAAGAGUCCUCUCUGAAUGAAUUGCCUGUAGUUGUCAUCAACGGCAUGAAGAAAAAGGAGGUCAGUGCAUCAGAGGAACCUCAUGAAGACAUAGAAGACAGACCAGAGGCCCAGGAAGCACCUACCUUGCCUGAGAGUGACGAGAAGUCAGCUGAGGUGGUGAAGCCUGAUAAUGAAAAGGAGAAAGACUCAGACUCAGGCAGCAGUUCUGCUGCAGAUACUAACAGUAUUGACAUCAAUCUGUCAAUCUCUAGCUUCCUAUCGAAAAGCAAAGAGGGAUCAAUUUCUAUACAGGACACCAAGCGUCAGAGGAAAACUCUGAAAAAGACCCGUAAGUUUAUGGUUGACGGGGUGGAAGUGAGCGUCACCACAUCAAAGAUUGUCUGUGACAAUGAUACCAAAAGCGAGGAACUGAGAUUUUUGAGACGUCAGGAGCUCCGAGAACUGAGGCUGCUGCAGAAGGAGGAGCAAAGAGCUCAACAGCAGCUCAGCAACAAACUCCAGCAGCAGAAAGAGCAGCUCUUCAGACGCUUCGAGCAGGAGAUGACAGGAAAGAAGCGUCAGUAUGACCAAGAGGUGGAGAACCUUGAGAAACAGCAGAAACAGACCAUAGAACGUCUGGAGCAGGACCACACCAACCGGCUGAGAGACGAGGCUAAGAGGAUCAAAGCAGAGCAGGAUAAGGAGCUCUCAAAAUUCCAGAACAUGCUGAAGAACCGCAAAAAAGAGGUCAAACAAGAGGUUGGACUGUCUCCCAAACACAUAAGAAAAGAGCUCAUGAAACGCAUAAAAGAAGACCUAGCAGUCGUUCAACAGGAAGAGGGGGUGGCCCAGGUUAUGAUACAGUCGUUUCAAUUGUCCUCAUGUGCUCUGUUCAACGCUCAGAUGCAGGAUGAGCAAGAGUAUAUCCAGAGGCAGCAGCAGGAACUGGAUGGAGCUCUAAAGAAGAUCAUCCAGCAGCACAAACUAGAAAUUGCAACUAUAGAGAGAGACUGUCUUAACCACAAGCAGCAGCUCAUGAGAGCUCGAGAAGCAGCCAUGUGGGAGCUGGAGGAGCGCCACCUUCAGGAGAAACACCAGUUGAUGAAGCAGCAGCUGAAGGACCAGUACUUCAUGCAGAGACAUCAGCUCCUCAAGAGGCACGAUAAGGAGAUGGAGCAGAUGCAGGGUUAUAACCAGCGGCUUAUAGAGGAGAUGAAGAACAGGCAGGCACAAGAGAGAGCUCGGCUGCCGAAGAUCCAGCGUGGCGAAGCAAAGACCCGCAUGGCAAUGUUUAAAAAGAGCCUGCGGAUCACUGGCACAGGAACACCAGAGCAGGACAGAGAGAAGAUCAAACAGUUUGCCACUCAAGAGGACAAGAGACAGAAGAAUGAGAGACUUCAUCAGCAUCAGAAACAUGAGAACCAGAUGAGAGACCUACAGUUACAGUGUGACUCCAACAUCAGAGAACUUCAACAGAUGCAGAAUGAGAAAUGCCACCUGCUGAUUGAGCAUGAGACUGAGAAGCUGAAGGAGCUGGAUGAGGAACACAGUCAGGAGCUGAAAGACUGGAGGGAGAAGCUUCGGCCCAGAAAGAAGGCUCUGGAGGAAGAGUUCACAAGGAAAUUGCAAGAACAGGAAGUCUUCUUCAAGAUGAGUGGAGAGUCUGAAUGUCUCAACCCCACUGCCCAGAGCAGAGUCUCUAAAUUCUACCCCAUUCCCAGUGUUCACUUCUCUGACUCUUAACAUUCACCACUGAGCUUUACUUCAAGCAAGCAAGGACUGUUCUAGUCAAGAACACCAUUCAAAGGUGUGAGAUCAGAAUACAUACAUGGGGUUAAACAAAAUGCUGUAGUAUGUUAUACACAAGUACCUUUUGAAAUUUCUUUUAACAAUGAAGGACAAAACUUAUGCAUUACCUUGGCAUACUGCUUUUGCAACACUGAAUCCAAUGGAUUAACAUUUUAGUUUUCUGUUAGUUGUCUUCUGGUGAUGUUUAUUUGUGCUUGAGACAAUGACAAAUGAAUGGAUACUCUCCAUGGCAAUAUCAUCUUGUCUUUUUGGAAUAAAAAUAGCCUUAAUGAGGGUCACAUGAUGCAAUGCCACAAAACAAGCAUGACCUUACAGCCACGGUAAACACUGAAAUGGUGGGAGAGGAUACAUUUAAAAAACAAAACAUGUGGACACUAGUCAACGUUGUACAAUUCUAUAAAUGUUCAAAUUGCAGAGCUAGCUAAAUUAGCUUCAUGCUGAAUUAGCUGUUAUUUGUUGUAUUUCUUUCAUUCUUUUGUUUGCCAUGUUUAUUUGUUAUUAAUGUCCAUGCAAAUUUAUUUUUAACAUAAACUCUUAGUAAAGUCAUAUUUGCUCUUUGCGUAUGGAUUGUUUUCAUUAUGGUUAGAUUAAAGACAUUUGCAGUCCCUGGAAACUCAAGGAAUGUAAACUGUAUAAUGACAUUGCACACUUGAUAACAAAUUGAACUUAUGCAGUAGUGAUCUCUUUAGUGCAUUAGAAAGGAAUUUGUGCCCUAAUAUUUAUAUACGAUGAUGUCAUUUUUCAUUUGGCAAGUCACUGUGGUCCAGAGCACCCAAGUUUAUUUUUCUAUGAGCAAAAUAAUUUCAUGUAUUUGAAGGAGCAUAGGGCAGUUUUUGCCUUUUAUGAAUGUUUUCAUAUAUGGUAUUAAAAAGCUAUUUAUGGAUUUAGCUGAAAGAGAUUGUUUAUAUUGAUGUUGGUUUUUUUCCCCUCGUUUAUCCAAUUUGUAAGGGUAAUAUAAAAUUGCACGUUACAUAGUUUAUCUUAAGUUUUAUUUUUAUUGUAGGAUAGAGCAGUGUUUUGAAUGGUCCUGUGCAAGCUGCAAAAGUGUGCAUAAGCAUUUCAGCGAGAACACGUGGACAUUUCUCACUUUUGCUGAGGAUUAUUCCAUCUGAUUCAAGCUCUAUUUUUGAUGACAUGUUUUGCGCAAUUAAUGCUCAUAAUUUCUUUAUCUUAUUCAUAAAAUGACAAAUGCUGUGCUUAUAUAUGUUGUGCAUGCUGAGGAAAUCCCAAAUUCUGUAUUUUACUAAAUGAUGCUUUUUGAUCAAACCACACAUUUUACUAAGGCUCCAUUUUAAAAGUUAGCAUUUGCACAAAUGGUGCAUGACAAACUAGGAUACUUUCCAGAGAGAGAGAAAGGGACAGUUUCAUUGUCAUACUGCUGAACCCAUAUCCUCUUGCAGCACUUUGAUGGAAUAUAUGAAGCAUUUUUUUUAGGUCAAUUUGUGUCUAAAAGCUUGCGUGUCCAUUAAUUGAGAAGAUAUGUAAGAAUGCUGUAAUAAUAAAACCAUAAUUGUAUUUUAUAUUAUUUGUCUGUUUUGUCUACAAAACAUUGAUCAUGUUUACUUGCACAAUCUUUUACACAGUUAACCUGAUUUUACAGUUAAAUGCAGGGUUCCCACGAUCAUGGAAAACAUGGAAAUACAGUAUCAGGGAAUUUUUAAAUUGUGAUUACUGGAAUAGUCAUGGAAAUGAAUAAAAUCUUCAAAUGGAAAAAUCAUGGUAUUUCUUUAUAGUUAGUAUGUUUUUAUUAUGCUCUGUCCUAAAAUAUUUAAUCAGGGUGUCAUGUUGCACUGGAUUAAAAACACACAAUGUGUGAAGAGUGUACAAUAUAUCAUGUUAUUUCGAAUACCUUACAAAAUAGAGACAAAGAUGUGCCGCAAAUUUUAGGAUUCACACAAUGUUGUUUUACAAAUUUGCAAUGAUGUGAUUUCGGUGCCAUUUUCAGAAUGAAAGGCUAAAUGUUUGGGCAUAGGAUUUAGCUUUAAAGUCAUGGAAAUUCAUUGGUUGAUAAGAGGGGAAACCCUUUAAAUGCUUUAAAUGGCUUUUCUUUA